AUGAUUUCAGAAGGCGGUUCGUUUAUGCGGGGAAUGCUGAUAGGAGUUGCAUUCUGCAUAGUGAUUACUCUUCUAGGACACAUUAAAUUGAGCCACGAGCCCACUACCUCUCAUGAACACCAUCACAUUCAUGCCCCUAAUAAAGAGGAGGUUCUCAAACUGAUGGGGACAGAGAAGAUGGAACUUAGCGAAAGCAUCCAAGUGUACUGUAUUAUCCUUGUCAGACCAAAAGACUUGAGCCUCUGGGCAGCUGCGAGAACCACCUGGAGUAAGCACUGUGACAAGGCUGACUUCUACAGCUCUGAGCACAUGAAGGUGUUUGACUCCAUUGUUCUUGACAGUAACGACAUGUGGGUUAUGAUGAGAAAAGCUAUCCAAAUGGCAUACAAAAACCACAAAGACAAGUACAACUGGUUUUUCAUCAGUCAGCCGUCCACCUUUGCCAUUAUUGAAAACCUGAAAUACUUUCUUCUGAAGAAAGACCCAUCAGAGCCAUUCUAUAUUGGUCACACUGUGAAAGAUGGAGAUUUGGAUUACGUGAAUAUUGCAGGUGGCAUAGUACUCAGCCUUGAGUGUGUAAAUCGUUUUGUGGACUUGAUGAAUAAGCCAGACAAGUGUCCAGAAACAGGCAGCAUCAUAUGGAAGGUCUCCGAAGACAAGCAGUUAGCAAUGUGCCUCAAGCACAAGGGUGUGCUCGCAGAAAAUGCCGAAGAUUCUGAAGGUAAAAAUGUCUUCAACACAAAAUCAGUGGGUACCCUAAUUAAAGAAGCAAUGGCAAAUGACCCACAAAAGGUGGUUGAGGGUUGCUGUUCAGACAUGGCAAUCACCUUCAGUGGACUAUCUCCUAACAACAUGCAAGUCAUGAUGUAUGGUGUUUACAGAUUAAGAGCAUACGGACACAGCUUUAAUGAUGCAUUGGUAUUUUUACCACCACCAAAUUCCGAUAAUGAUUGA
Staurois parvus is the source of this 954-nucleotide messenger RNA. The record is from the annotation of a GenBank genome assembly. Lineage: Eukaryota; Metazoa; Chordata; Amphibia; Anura; Ranidae.